Messenger RNA from Nelumbo nucifera (sacred lotus), 2163 nucleotides. RefSeq names its product aberrant root formation protein (gene ALF4). The record is from RefSeq and is a predicted model, not a curated record. NCBI's taxonomy places the organism in Eukaryota, Viridiplantae, Streptophyta, Magnoliopsida, Proteales, Nelumbonaceae. Gene Ontology annotation, cellular component: cytoplasm. Gene Ontology annotation, molecular function: ubiquitin-protein transferase inhibitor activity.
UGAAAUUGCACCGGAAAGUGUAUUGGUCCACCACCAUUGCUCCUUUGGGGGAUCGUUGCGAGAAGGGUGGUUCUUCGCAUGCAGUUGCAGGCUUCACUGUUUCUCAACCUCCUACGACUUCUCUCGAAUCAGGGGCACCGACGGGGGACUGUUGGUUUGUUGCCGCCGCUCAGAGUCUCAACUCUGGUUUCUCUCAACUCAAAGUCUCAACUUUGGUCUGAACUUCUACGAUUCUACUUCAACUCCCGGAAAACAGAAAUGUCUGUGGAGGGACCUGACGAGAUCGUUUUGCAUAGAGUACAUAUACGCGAUUCCACUGCUCAUCCUCCUCUCCUGCUUUGCCUUCAAGAAACCCUCAACAGAUGCUCCAAAUCCGUCGAAACCGGAGAUUAUGACGAGUCCACAAAGGGCGUUCAAGCAGUUGUCGACUUUCUCGGUUCCGUCUGCGAUACCGCUGAAUCUGGACUAGAUAAUGGAGACGAUUCGAAGGAGAAAGAUGCAGUGGAAGUUCUUACAGAGAUCCACCGCUACAUUUCAUCUCCUUCGUUGGACCAGGCGGUUGUCGAUGCCCUAUCAUUUGAGUUGCCAAAGGCAGUGGCUAAGUUCUCUGGCAUAUCAGAUAAAUGCCGGGAGAUUGCAGGAAGUGUAAUUGAUCACCUUUUAUCGACUUGUAGUCCGAGGGAGAUGUUUUCGAUUCUAUGCGAGGCAUUAGAUUCCCCAAGUAAGAUGUUCAAGAAAGCUGCUUAUUUUUCUCCUCUUCUUAGUGGAUUUUCAAGAGUAUUUCUUUGUAUUCAGAGAUGCCACUUUGAGCAAAUAAAGGUAGCAGUCCCUGGUAUCCUCAAUGUUCUAAAAGCCAUCACUUCAGAAUCAGAUGCUGAUAAAGAUUCUGUUAAGGAUUUGAUAGUCAGAGCAAUUAGCAUUGCCACUUCCAUGCAAGCAGUUUGCCAAAAGUUGGAGGGCGGAAGAAAAGAGGAGCUUGUUGCUUUACUUGCCCUAUUUGUCCUCCAAAUUAUGGCUCUUGUUUCCAGUGGCAUAAUGGAUGAAGCUCUAAGCUGUAUUCCAUUUGUGGAACAGCUGUCCCGCUUACUUCCAUUUUGUGGCUUAUCCUACCUUGGACUUAUAACUGGAGGUGAUGUUGAUGCAUCUAAUGGUGUCAUUCUUGGAGAGGGCAGUGAUGAUUUCGAGAAUUGUUUUUCUUUGGUCAAACAUGGAGCAUCUCUAGCAGUGAUUUGGGGCCAUAUCUCUGAUGAAGUUGUGAAGGCUGCUGAGGAGGAUUUGACUCUUCUAAGGGAUAAACUCCUAAAUAGUCAGACUAAGAAGUGGCAAGCAAUAGGAAUGCUACAAAAUAUACUUUCUUCAAGUGAUCAACCAUGGUUAUUGAAAAGACAUGCAAUCGAGUUCUUGUUAUGUAUUACAGAAAAAAACAGCACUGAAAACAGAAAUGGAGAUAUAGAUUGCCAGUUUUAUAUACCUGGUCUUUUUGCUACACUAAAGGCAAUUGAAAAGAUUGUCAUCUAUGCAUCAGAUGCAGAAGUAAGGAAGAAGGCCUUCACUGCAUUGAAAAGGGUACUUGCUAGCAUUCCAGCAUUUCAUAGGUUUGACCUUUUAAAGGCAUUGGUAACAAAUAAUAGAUUUCCUUCAAUGAUUGCAAUUCUUAUUGACCUUGUUAGAGCAGAGAUGGCCAUGGAAAAUCCUCAAAAAGUUCCACCAAGCUCACCAUUUUGGAGUCCUAAUGUGCUUGAAUUCAUAGAGUUGGUUUUGAAGCCUCCCAAGGGAGGUCCUCCAUCCCUCCCUGAGCAUAGUGAUGCGGUUUUAUCUGCUCUCAACCUCUACAGAUAUAUAUUGAUUAUGGAAUCAACAGGAAAAGCAAACUAUACAGGAGUGCUGGAUAACAAGGCCAUAAACAAAGCCUACACAGAGUGGCUUCUACCUCUACGGACACUAGUCACAGGAAUUACGGCAGAAAAUGAAAAAGACUAUGAUCAGCUUGCCAUUGACACAGUUUGUACCUUAAAUCCCAUUCAGUUGGUUUUAUACCGAUGUAUUGAACUUGUUGAAGAUGAAAUGAAACAUCCUGCUAAAUGUACCAACCAUUGAAAACUUGACCUAAGGAGCCUUUCCUUUUAAGAGUAAUAACUUAUACAUAAUUUUAUUGAAUUUACA